AUGCAAGCCACACAAAAUAAUCUGGGUUUGUUUCGCGUUUUCAAACCAACGAUUCUUUUUCACGCACCUCCGCUGCCGACUCUUCAACAAAUCUUUCGUCCGCCUGAGCUGGGAAAUUCGUCAUCGCUUUGGAAGCAGCCGGUGGGACCACUUGGCUUUGCUGCUGCUUUCACUACAACGCCUCCACCCCCUGUUAAUGUCCAAGCGUCUCCGAUGAGUUUUGAUUCUCAGGCUGUUAUUCCUUCUCUUUGUGUCGUGCCACAAAAUUCUGAUCAACUGCCCAAGAAUUUUAAAUCCGGUGCGUCCGUCUUACAAGUACUAGAGGAAUCGGUCGAAAAAUCGAACGCUUGUGUCCCAAACUUGAAUGGAAAAGGAAGAAAGAAGAAAUACCCUUGUCCGUUAUGCGACAUACGAUGCAGCAACAACGGUCAGCUUCAAGGUCACUUGAGGAUUCACACUGGGGAAAAGCCUUUUCAAUGUACUUUUGAUGGCUGCGAUAGACGAUUCGCUCGCAACGAGGAAUUGACGCGCCACAAACGCAUCCACACCGGUGUUCGCCCUCACAAGUGCGAUAUAUGCAAUAAGGCGUUUGGACGAAAAGAUCAUUUAAGCAAACAUCAAAAGACACAUCUUCAAAAUUCCGAGAAAAAAGUAUUUACGUGUGUUGUGUUGGGUUGCGGUCAAAAAUACAGUCGCUCUGAUGCCUUAACUCGACACCAAUGGACUGCUCAUUCCCUGACAAAGGCAACUUCUCGGGCGAUCAAACGCCUGCCGCGUGAUCCGCAUGUCUUGAGGACUAUGAAUCCAUGUACAGUCCCGGCCAGUGGUACGUGGUUGAGCUCGUAA
Molecule: messenger RNA, 846 nt
Organism: Pocillopora meandrina
Lineage: Eukaryota; Metazoa; Cnidaria; Anthozoa; Scleractinia; Pocilloporidae
Source: the annotation of a GenBank genome assembly